AUGGACAGGAUGUUGACUGCAGAAGAAGUUGUAACUACAGAAGGCCGGCGUCAAGCUCACUGGAGGCCAGUGAAGGCCAGUCUGGAAGCCUUCCAGACCUCACUGCUCCAUCUAUCCACACGAGAGCUCUCAGGAAAAUCUUCUUUCUCCGCAAGGGCAGGUUUUAGCACUCAAACAACCUGGAGAGUGUCAGAACGAAGAGGCAAGGGAGCACAGGGAGGCAGGGACAUCAGCGCGCUCUGCAACACUAGUCACGACAGAUGGACGAAUCACAAGACCUGGUGAGAAGUUGCUCUAACAAAUAACACUAUGGGCUCUAUUUUCGUGCCUCGCCGGAGACGUGCCACAGGCGCGGCAUAAGUCAGGUCCCCGAGCACAAUUUGGUAUUUUGGUGAGCAGCACAGCCCGGCGUAAGUAUCCCCCCUCCCUAACUCAGCUCCUCCCAGCGGCGUAAGUUGUAGCGAGGGAGGAGACCUGUUUUCACCAAUCACAUAAACUCCUCUCCUUGCCUUUAAAUCUGCCACCGGCGAGGUGUAUUCCAAUUUUAGUAAAGUAGUCAAAGAGAUCAAGAGAUGUGUGAAGACAGCAAUGUCACACGAUGGCGACAGAAUGCAGUCCCUCAACAAGUGUCACUGUAAGCGCUGCAUUGGGCGUCCUCCACACUCUCUCAUAUGAGCACAGAUGGAUUUGGUGUGUGUAGGUUAAGAUCCACUGGUAAGACAAACACCUUUUUCCACAAAUAAAAACAAUCGCAUAAAGUUGCAUAUAUUCAAUCCUCACAUGACAAAGGUGGGUUUAGCGCACAGAUCACAUCAUAAAUUCCAAAUAUGGCAUUAAAAUCGAAACCAUCUGUGCAUAAUGACGCAUCGUGCUCCGUGGCCUAGCUCUUUCUUUCAUUGAUGUUGGCAUAUAAAAUAAAUUUGGCUCACAAAACUGAAUAUUAUAAUAUCCGUAUGUAGGCUUAUCGUAAAUAACUCAUCUGAUCACUGAAACAAAUCAUCUGUUCAGCCGCUGCAGCAGCAGUUGCAGCAGGACGGAGACAUGUCCAGGUCCGGCUGCGCGAGAAAUAAGAGAAAGAGGAAGAAAUAAAAGGAGGGAGACAAAUUACAUAUCUUGUUAACUUCAUCAUGUGUGUCUAUUCACUAGAUAUUUAAUUUAAUUUAAUGCGGUUUCAGCUGUGUUGAUUCGGUCAGUUUGAGUGUCCAAAUGCAUGCCAAAUGCGCUCAUCAGAUCAGAUAUAGAUCAGAAUAUAUCAAUAUAGAUCUAAAUGUAUGUGCUGACUCAGAUUAUUAGUUGUUGAUGAUUAUUUAUUGCACUGAAAUGUGCCUGUCACUGUGGAAACCUGCUGGUGAGGCAUCGGUGACGUAUGCAGAUACUCCGCCAGUCUACCAAAAUACCACUAGACCAGCUGCGCUCCACCUGCACUGAAAGCUGACCAGGUUUGAAUCGGCGAGCUUACAGCGCACUUUAGCGAGCACGAAAAUGUCAUUGCGCCAGCUGAUUGUGUCGACACCUCCCCUCAGCUUGGCGGAUCUCGGUGCACCUCAGUCCACGAAAAUACCAAACUGGCUGUACGCCAGGCUCCGAAAAUAGAGCCCUAUGUGUGUCAUGUAUUCUCCAGUGUGGUAGUCUGUGUAAUGAAGCCACAUAUACCAUUAAGUCAACCCAGAGAUGGGAAAACAUAAAACACAAACAGUCAUUUGGCAGGUGGAUCUGCAGCUGUGGAACAGUCAUCCAACAAAGAAGAUUGAGAUGGGAUUUCUUCAGUCUCUUGUUUUUUCUGUCUUUUUUUUGGCUUGUUCCAGUUUAUUAGAAUUGAAUAGGGUCAACCUACAUGGACACAUUUUCCAACCAGACCUUUAUCUCAAUCGACAGUUGUAUAGACAUGUCCAAACUUGUCAAGGCCACUCCAUAACAGUGUCCUGUGUUUUAUGUAUACCCAUCUCUGGGUUGACUUAAUGGUAUCUGUGGCUUCAUUACACAGACUAACACUGGAGAAUACAUGACUGUCUGUCUGUCCCUGUUGGUAUAUUAUUUUCUUCCAUAUUCAAGCAGCUAUGUAUGCUGCAUGCACACUGUCUUUACAGAACAAAUGUGUAGCUCCUCUAACUGUGGGCUCAAAAGAAUGACUAAAUGUGUAGCUCCUCUCACUGUGGGCUCAAAAGAAUGACUGAGGCAACAUUUAGGAAAGCAGCAUCACUAAACAAGCAGCAUGUGCUAACAUGCCCUGCCAUGAAGGGACAGCCAAUCAAAUUGCCUGAGUUAAGUACUGCUGCUGACAUGAAUCAAGCAUACUGGAUAGAAGGAGUCAAUACUGCAGCCGGUCCGUGUACUUGGCGGCCAAUGGAUUUUCGUUUUCAAAUGAAAAAACAAAAAUCAGGAGACAGUAUGGAAUCAGAAAACGGAAAAAACUAACCAUAUUCCUUUUUCGUUUUGAUCAUAAAAAUCUGAAAAUGACAUGACAUGAAGGGACAGCCAAUCAAAUUGCCUGAGUUAAGUACUGCUGCUGACAUGAAUUAAGCAAACUGGAUAGUUUGAGUGCAAUAUUCACUGGCCUUUAUGUUGUUGUUAAGUUAAGUUUUCUCUGUACUUGAUCAUUGGUUGGUGGGGUACCCCCAGAUGACAAUGAUAAUGUUAGGACUUGUAAGAUCCUCAAAGAAAAAGAUCAAUGCAUCCAAAGUAAUCAACAAACAAUGCUAAACCAUUGGCCAAAUUGUCAAAUGAUAUAAGAAAAAGGAAAAAAUUGUGAAAAUAGCCGAUCUGCAAGCUCACACGCCCCACAAUACAAGGUGUUACGGGCUUGUAGAUCAGCUAUUUUCACAAUAUCUAUAUGUGGAACAGAGUCAAACAAAUUGGGGGUUACCCAGUUCAAAUAUGAUUGUUUUGGGGGGUCAAGUCCUGAAAAGGUUGAGAAUCAAAGUACUAGAUGGCAGCCAUCUUGAACAUUGCGGUCAAAACAAAGUUGUAUGAUUAAAACUAUGUCAGAUUUGGAAUCCUCAUGCUUGACUUGUAUGGAAAAGUGCCUUCAUACAUGAUUCUAGGUCAUCCAGAUCAAAAGUUAAUUUUUAGAGAUGGCGCCAGCCACCAUCUUGAAUUUAGCUGUCUAGCAAAAAAUGCUGGGAUUUUUGCGAGGGACCUGGGGGCUAAAUCUUUUCUAAAGGGUCCAUGGAGGUCAAAUCAAUUGUCAAAACAUCCUUGCCAGAGGAUGGUCACAGAAUCUCACUUUGUGACCCGACUAAUGGCCUGACACCGAGACAUUACAUGAGGAAAAAGCCACCUUUAGAAAAUACUGGAUUUAAAAAUAGAGAUAAAAAUGGUGAAAAGAUUAAAACCUGAUGGACUUAAAUAAGAAAAUAAUAAUAUUAAAUGAACAAAUAAAUAAAAAGGGUAAAAGAAGUAAAAACCUGUGACGGGAAAUUUAAAAAAAGGCUAAGAACAGAGAUAAUGGAUAGAACGACAUAAAAUAAACAUCAAGAACUUUGAUUAAAAUUAACAUUUGCAAUAAGAGAAAUCUAAAAAUGCAAUUAGUAAAAAGCCCGGUUAAAAAAGUGAGUCUUGAGCCUCUUCUUAAAAAUAUCAACAGUUUUUGCGGCCCCGAGGCUCUCCGGCAGGCUGUUCCACAACUGGGGGCCAUAAAAACUGAAAGCCGCCUCCCCGUGUGUUUUUGUUUUGACUUUGGGUAAGGUCAAAAGGCCUGUGCCGGAGGACCUCAGGGUCAGCGAGGGUUGAUAUGGUAAAAGUUAAUCAGAUAAAUAGGAGGGGCCAAGACCAUUUAUACAUCUAAAAGCUAAGAAAAGAACCUUAAAAUCAAUCCUGAAACGGACGGGGAGCCAUUGCAGCGAUGCUAAAACUGGGGUUAUGUGCUCUCGCCCUCUGGCCCUUGUCAGCAUUCUUGCAGCUGAAUUCUGUAAAAGCUGAAGUGUAUGUAAGUUUUUCUUUGGAAGGCCAGAGAGCAGGGCAUUACAAUAAUCUAAACGUGAGGAGAUAAAAGCAUGCAUCAGAACCUCCAUGCUGGCCUGAGAAAGAAACGGGCAGACUCUGGCUAUAUUUUUGAUUUUUUAUGUUUGCUAUGUUUUUAACGUGUGGAAAAAAACAGAGCUCAGAGUCGAUAAUAAUGCCCAGGUUUUUUACAGAUGUUGAUACUUUAAAAUCUUGUAAUUUUGGUAAAAGUGUCUCUCUCAGGCCUUCAGGACCAAUAACUAAAACCUCUGUUUUGUCCAUGUUGAGCUGCAGGAAGUUGACUGCCAUCCAAGACUUGAUGUCUAAAAUGCAAUUUAAAAAGGGCAUCAAUUGGCCCGGUAUCAUCAGGAGACACAGCCAUGUACAGUUGUGUAUCAUCAGAAUAGCUGUGGAAGUUCAUGCCGUGCCUCCUGAUGAUGUCCCCCAGGGGAAGCAUGUAAAGAUUAAAAAGAGUUGGAUCUAAAAUUGACCCCUGGGGAACCCCACACAUAAUUUUAUGGGUUCGUGAGGAACAUGUAUCCAUACUUACUAAGAAGUGUCGAUCAGUGAGAUAAGAGGUGAACCUCUUGAAAAGUCCCCGAGAGGCCGACCAGGUGCUUAAGUCUAUUUAACAAAAUGUGAUGGUCUACUGUAUCAAAGGCGGCGGUUAGAUCCAGCAGGACCAAGACUGUGAGGUUGCGAUUGUCUAAAUUGCACCUGAUGUCAUUCAAAAAUUUUAAAAGGGCUGUCUCAGUACUGUGGUUCCUCCUAAAACCUGAUUGGCACUUCUCUAAAAUGCUCUUUGUAUUUAAAAAAUCAUUUAAUUGUGAAAGUUUUUCCAAGAUUUAAUUAAAAAUGGUAAGUUGGAUACAGGUCGGUAAUUGUUAAAAAUCUUGGGGUCCAGAUUGCUCUUCUUCAGAAGAGGCCUCACCAGCGCCGUUUUAAAGGAAUUGUCUUAAGAGAGCAAUUUACAAUUUUUAAAAGCUGUUCCUCAAAGAAUCCACAAAAUUAAAAAACCGUGUGGGAAUUGGAUCUAAAAGGCAGGUUGUGGGGUUUACUUGGGAGAAAACUCGACCAAGUGUCUGCGCAUCAACCAGUGCAAAACUCUCCAGUGUUUCCUCGGGUAAAAGCAGUGAUCCAGGUGUGUUGGCAGUUAAAAUCUGUUGAGAUAAAAGACUGGAUCUGAUGUUGUCGAUUUUACUUCUGAAGUGGUCUGCAAAAUCCUCACAGAGGGUGUCAGAGGAUGACCCAGGGGUUCUGUUAAAAUUAUUGUUAGUUAAAAUAUCAAUUGUUGUAAAAAGAAAUCUGGGGUUAUGUUUAUUGUCGGUGGUUAGUUUUUUGUAGUGGGAAGUUCUUACCUGUUUGACUGUGCUAUUGAAGGUUAUGAGGUGGUUAAAAAUUUCAAGGUGGACUGUUAAUUUUGAUUUUCUCCAUCUUCUUUCAGCACUCCGUUUGAGCUCUUUGAUAUGCGCGUUUCUCCAUGGGGGUCUUGCUUUUUUCUUGAUUGUUUUAGUGGAGCAACAGAGUCCAGUGUUGACCUUAGAUUGUUGUUAAAAUUGUCAACGAUAAAAUCACAGGGUGCAGGGUGAAUAAAGUUUGCAGCCACUUCAGAAGUUAAUUAACGUUUCCUCACCAUUCUGACUGGGCUCCCCCUCUGGUUAAAACUGCUGAUUUCAAAGAACACACAAAAAUGGUCAGACACAGCCAGAUCCACAACAGAGGGCGCACCGACGGACAGGCCAUAGCUUAUAACUGGGUCCAGCGUGCGCCCCCUGCUGUGAGUCGGCUGUGUCACAUGCUGUUGAAAAUCAAAGCAGUUUUAAAGAAUUAGAAAUUCUCUAGACACUGGUGAUUUUAAUUUACACAGUGACAACAUUAUUAAAAUCCUGUUGUAGGUGGUGUGGAUGAUUGAUAAAAGUUCGGAGAAUUCACCAAUAAAAGAGGAUGAGUAGCGGGGGGGGGGGGGUCUAUACACGUUGAUGCAGAGGAUAGGAGGGCUGCUAAAAACAAAGGUGUGAUAUUCAAAUGAUGAGUAGCUGCUAAAAGGAACUGCAGAAGGGGACAGUGUGGAUCAUGUUAUUGAUGUAGUUCCUCCUCCUUUCCUCCUCCUUUUUGUGGGGGAAGCCUCAGUGACAACAAUAGGUGCAUCAGUGCCAAGCCAUGUCUCAGUAAGAAGGAUGCAGUCGAGCUGUUUUUCCAAAAUUAAAUCAUUUAUGAUAAAAGACUUGUUUAAAAGAGAGUGCACGUUCAGCACAGCCAUUUCAAUGUCCGUGCCAAAUGUGCGCUCAGCCCUUGAUAAAAGGGGGAUUUUAAAAACACUGGGGGGUGUAAAAACAGUCCUUGGUUUCGGUUGUCUGUAUGAAAUGAUGGUUUUGAUGGUGUGAGUGUCCUGUUUUUCUAUUGAGAGUGAUUUGGGUGUUGCUGUUGAGGUGUGUGAGGGGAUGCAGGGGGGUGAGGGGUGGGGGGCAUGUGUGUGCAUGUGUUGAUAGUUUGUCAGGAGGUGGCUGUGGUACAGGAGCAGAGGGUAAGGUCCAUAUUUACAGAUAAAAGCCCCCCAGGUGCAGACGGUCUCCCUUAAAGAGGUCCCGUCUGUUUAAAAACGCUAUAAAAUUGUCCACAAAUGGGAUGCUCCUCCUGAGGCAGUAGCCCUUCAGCCACAGGUGCAGCUGACAAAUAUGGCUGCUAAUUACGUCCCCCAUGACGAGGUGAUGGUAGCGGGCUGGAGAUUACCACACACUUACCGGUGUGCAGCAGGCAAUCCAUCAGGGAGGAAAAAUCCUGUUUGAGGACCUCAGACUGUUGUUUUUUAAGUUCGUUGGUGCCAGCCAGCAGCACCAGCGUGGUGGCCGAGCCAUGUUCCUCGCUAAGCUGCAGGGCAGAGGACUCCACCUCCCUAAUGGUGGCACCCGGGAGGCAGAAGGUCCGGCCGCCCUGCACCUUCACGUGUCGGAUCAUGGAGGUCCCAACCACCAGCGCGGAGGGGGCACGCCAGUCCUGGGUGCGUGUUACCUGUUGGCUGGUGGUACGGUGGUGGCGGGGAGCCGCAGUAGUGGGCGCUGCUCUUCCACGGAGGUGCCAGGAUGGGGCCUGUGGUUUGUGUGGCGCUGUGGUUUGCCCAUCGCGCUCGGCUACCAACCGAUCAUGGACGUGGUCGGUCUGGUGUUGGGCGCCCUGGUUGUUGCCGCAGCCAUAGCCGAGCAGGACGUUGAAGAGAGGUCAGGCUGGUCUCACCGGGCUGGUGAGCGCUACGUCCAGCUGGAUGGAUGGAAGGAGACCAGGCACCCACAGGAGGAAAGUCAUGCAGGCUCAGGAUAUCAAACCUGUUCUCCAGCAGCAGGUCCUGAGGUGGAGCAGGAGGUAAGCAAGUGGACGCCCCCGGAUCACUGACCAGGGCUCCCUCGGCCUGAUGGGCAUUGAUGUCGCCGGAGUUGCUGUUGCAUCCUCCUCAGUGGAGCGCCGCAGCUCUGUGGAGCUGGAGGGAGGUGGAGGGUGCCAAUGCUUUGGGCCUGGCUCCCCAGAGGUGACAAUGGGAAAAGGCUCAUGCAUCCGCCGGGGUCCUGGUGGUGACAGGUCCAUGGCAGGGUGGUGUUGUUGUUGGUGCCCACCAAGCUCCAGUCUUCUGCGCCGUAGGCCCUGA
Messenger RNA from Xyrichtys novacula (pearly razorfish), 7576 nucleotides. Lineage: Eukaryota; Metazoa; Chordata; Actinopteri; Labriformes; Labridae. The record is from the annotation of a GenBank genome assembly.